Messenger RNA from Pocillopora verrucosa, 504 nucleotides. The record is from RefSeq and is a predicted model, not a curated record. NCBI's taxonomy places the organism in Eukaryota, Metazoa, Cnidaria, Anthozoa, Scleractinia, Pocilloporidae.
AAAAUGGCGGACAGUGUGCAGGUUGAGGAGCCGCAACGGAGAGCUGUUGGAGGAAUUAUAACAACAGGAAGGAUUCACAAAGGUCAUGGCAAAACAGCUGCAUCGGCCUCUAUCCCCAGCAAAUAUCAGACAAUCGUGAGUGAUAAUUCAGAAAAGAAAGGAUUCCUUUCUAGAUCCAAACGCUUUGAAGGGUUUGAUGUGAGUGUAAACCCAGGUCCUGGGACUUAUGGAGAACUAAAAUCAAGUGAAACUAGAAGCACUUCCUUCUCAAAGAAAGGAUUUGGUGGUUUUGUUUCCAAGGCAAAGCGUUUUCCAAGAGGAGUGCAGAAUACAGGACCAGGCCCAGGUUUUUAUGAUCCUUCAGUACCAAGGGAAAACAAUUUCAACAAAUCUUCUGUUACAAGGAAUUUUCAUCUUCCCAUUGCCCUUGAAAGAGACAACAAAAAAGGACAAUUCCCUGCACCAAAUCAGUACAUGAUUGGUCGCACAACAGGAAGAGUUGUU